Symsagittifera roscoffensis is the source of this 4232-nucleotide messenger RNA. RefSeq names its product liprin-beta-1-like. The record is from RefSeq and is a predicted model, not a curated record. Bases 1195 to 4092 code for a protein of 965 amino acids. Gene Ontology annotation, biological process: neuromuscular junction development. The transcript is spliced from 8 exons. Lineage: Eukaryota; Metazoa; Xenacoelomorpha; Acoela; Convolutidae. Gene Ontology annotation, cellular component: presynaptic active zone. Gene Ontology annotation, molecular function: protein binding.
GACUUGCAAUCAAUUUUUUCCAUUACAGUCGACGUCGCUUCUAAGUUUUCUUUCCGCAUUAAACAAAGGAUAGUUGCUUAAACAUUCAAAAAGAAACUGUUAGUUUUUAUGGCAGUAAUUUCUAGUCCAUUCAAACGGCCACGUGCAAAUAUUUUCAGGGGAGGGCAAAAGUGGGCCGAAAGUGAGUUGGUUAACUGCUGCCAUUCAGUAAGCAUCACCCUUCUUGUUUCCAGCUAUAUACCCCAGCUAGUAUUGCUGCCGUGCAUUUGUCUUUGUUGCGCAAUCGACCCCGUUAAAUAAAAUUUACCCCUGCUUUUCAUUUCACCUGUACCUGCACCGAAUCGACCCAGUUUUUCUAAUAUCUUUUGCAAGUGUGUGUUAAGUAUGGCCGCCGAUUCCCUAAGUGCCCGUCUAAAUGUGCGCCAUUGUUACGAUUGAAACCAAAAUAUUGAAAAUUACCGCGGCGUCGUUGGUUGCUAUCUGGAGAAAAAAGCAGACACCGGUUGUUCAUUUUAUUUUUCAAGUAGCCCUAACUGAUUUGACGAGAUUUUUCCUUCCUUUGACGUUGAUACAAAUAAGCAAACUUCCAUAGUAUUUGAAGCGACAGAAUCAAAGGAGUUGCGAGUAUACAUUGCCUGUGCUUUUGAAAGAUUACUUAGCGGUAGCAUUUUUUCUCAAGCUCUGUUCAAAUUCUUACCACGUUUUCCGAUUUUUCUGUUGCGAGUAAAGAUUGAUUUUGGUCCAUUACUAGGAAAUUAUUUAAAAUUUUGAGUAAAAGCUCUGCUUACAAAAGUUUACUUAAUUCUUGUGUUUGAGCGAAAACUAAAGAAGCCCGGGGCUCAAUUGAUUUCAACGUAUACAAACGUAGCACACUUGGUAUUUGUGAUUUAAAAGUUCUCUCUUUUUAUUUUCAGUUAGAAAUGUUUGUAUUCAUUAACCUUCAAGCUGCUACUUAACUCAUAGCCCAUGACAUUUGUGUAUAUUUAGAUUUUACUUUUUUUUAUUUUGCAUCGAGGAAAAUAAUCAAUUUUCUCUUAAAUUUUGUUACUGAUGUACAAAAACAGAACUCAUGGACAUUCAAUUCAAAAUAUGGCUAAUGAAAGACAGGUUAGGUUUGAGCUUUACGACGUGAAAUGAUUUAUUACUGCGUGCUAACUACUAACGAAAGCAAUAUGUAAAGAUUGUAAACAGACAAUGCCCUCAAUUGAACAGGAAACAAUGUCAGUAAACAAAACUCACUCAGCGAGAGUUCACCAUAAUGGUAACAGUUGUGCUCUUCCUUUUUCAUCGACCACUCAAACAUCCACAGGAUCAUUAAGAAGCAACGUGACCAAAGCGCCUCUGCCGCACGCAGACUCGAACCCUAGACGCCUUCCUAAGCGAACUGCUUCACUCAGUAGACAGAGGUCACUGACCGAAAUAGCUGCAGAAACAGCUGCUACAGUCAUUGGGCCAGAGCAAGCUGCAGUGCUGAACAACUCAAGCAGUCAGGCGGUCGAAUUUCUGAGCGGCAAGCUAUCAAACGCUCUCUCGUUUUUAACCUCAAACGUACCAAGUCAAGUUCCCAAACAUCAAAUUGGAAAUGCCCGCGGCUCGUUUUCAAGCAGUAACCCGAACUUAGCAUUUACCGAAAUUUCUCCGUCGCCUUUUCACAGAACACUGACUAAAAUGACCUCCAAUCGCAUAUCAGAUCCUGAAAGAGAAUCUUCCAAAAUUGAGCUUGAAUUCCAAAGAGAUUCUUUCGCAGAUUUCAAAGGUCGUUCGCUGAUAGAUCAGUGCAUGUCGCCAUACCCUCUAAGUAACACAGAUAACGGCGCUGAAAACGAUGAAAAUAUUUACGAGAACAAAGAAAAGCUAUCUGAAAAUCCUCAAUCGAAUUCCUCGAUUGAAGCUGCCUUAAUGAACGGAUGCUCAAUCGAAGCAUCAAUACCGAACAGUUCAGUCGACUCGGACUCAAUGAAAUCGAACAAUGUGGAUCAUUUUGGGAAGCCGAAUGGCCAGCAGUCACAUCAUAGGAUGUCAGAAUCUAAAAGGAAUUCAACGAUUGAGUUGAAGAGCGAGAAUGAGCUGCUGAGAAGAGAGGUAGAGCGACAGAAGAAUCAGAUAUCUACACUAGAAGCGACCCUUUGUGAACUGCAGAGCAAGAAUGCUAAGUUGGAAGAGAUUGUAGUGGCCCUGCAGAGAUCUGCAGUGAAUCAUAAUGGUGACAAUCAGAGCGAACAAUCACUUCCAAUUUCAACACCCAGCAAUGAAGCCAAUGAAGACAACGUUCUAAGCAACUCAUCAGAAUUCCCGAACAAAAAUAACUCUCCACUUAGUGUCAGUAUUGGGAGCAAUAACUCCGGCAACAAACAGCCACCAAAAUUGUCUCCAAAUGGCAGGACAGGGUAUCACCACCAAAAGUCUUUCUCAGACGUCCAGUUCUACUACCCAGCGUCAGCCCAAGUGGCCGCAGUGUCGCACCCAGCCCGAAUUCCUAGUGAGAGCGAAGAAAACUACGAGGCUAUAUCCCACGAGUAUUCUUCGAUUACUCACUUUGAUAAUUCCACAAAUGCAUCUGAGGCGAUCGGAAGAAACCCAAUUGCCAAUGUGUUCCCAAGAACGCCGGAUGCUAAUAGUAGACAGGCAAUGCGAUUCGGGGGUUCAUCGUCUAAGAUUACGAGGACAGGGUCUUACAGUGAGAAGCGCCAUUUUACCGUCAACCCAAGUGGCAGUCCAAUGGGAACUUCGUUAGACUGUGAGGAGAAUCAAUACAACAGUGUUCCAGAUCUCCUUGAGAAAAGCUCGCUCGGCGACAGUCUGCUUUCAACAAAUGCGCCGAUGUCCAAAACCGAAUCAAAAAUGACCUCGCGAAACAUGGUGCGAAUGUUGAACAAUGCAAGAAACAACGGAGGAAGUGAUGGAUUUAGCAGUGAUGCGAAUCCUAGCUUGAGCGAUAAUUCUCCCAUUGAGUUUGGAGACUCCCCUAGGCCAGAACAGUUUAUGCGAGGAGGUGCAACUAGAAGCACGGCUGGACCGCGCAUGAUGCUGAACCCGCGGGGUCAAAUGACAAGUCCCAUGUCACCGCUGGCUAACGGAGGAUCGGAUGUGCCAUUCAAAAAUUGGGACUCGGAAAAGAUUGGAUUCUGGAUGGCAAAAAUGGGACUGGGAAAAUACGCGUCAUAUAUUAACUCUCACCGGGUAACGGGUGAGAAGUUGGCGAAGAUGACGCCCAAUGAGAUUGAAAAGAAUCUUCGAGUGAAAAACAGUCUGCACAGAAAAAAACUUCUUCUUGCUGUCCGAGCUCAACUCGUUGGCAACUGGAAUGACUUUGUCGACAUGUCUACCCAGUGGGUGGCCAGAUGGCUGGAUGACAUUGGGCUGCCUCAAUACAAGGACUCAUUCGUCGAGGCUUGCGUGGACGGAAGGGUGCUUCACUACUUCACUUUCGAAGACUUCGCUCACGUCAAGGUCUUCUCAGCGAUUCACCAGAUUGGAAUUGGUCGUGCUAUCCAGUACCUUCGUAUCCAGGGUUGGGUCACGGACACUUUUAUAAGGAGAUCCUCUCAUCCGGGCGAGGGAGGUACCUCCCUAUUGCACUGGUCCAACCACCGUGUGAUGGAAUGGUUGCGAUCUAUCGACCUCAGUGAAUAUGCGCCCAAUUUGAGGGGAAGUGGGGUUCACGGAGCACUCAUGUGUUUAGAGCCAAGAUUUACAGCUGACACUCUGGCAGACCUUCUCCACAUUCCAGUGAGCAAGACACUUUUGAGAAGACACCUCAUCCAUCACUUCGACGUCCUCAUAGGACCGAACUGCAAGGAACACAAGAGACUGAUUGAGAGCUCUCCUUACUACCAACCGCUCAACAUUCACUACAAGGUGAAGCCGAACAAGACCAGAUUCAAAAUACCUCUGACAACUUCAUCGAGCAAGUCUCAGAACAAAUCGACAGUUACAGUAGGCAGCGUGGAUGACCUAGUGUGUCCUUUGGAAUUCGAAGUACCCUCGCACAUUCCCAGUGAAGUUCUUCCUUUCGGAUAUGUAAUUACUAGCCGAGACUUCUCGCGCUCCUCCCCGCAGAUGAUUCCGACGCCAUCCAGCGAGUUAAACUGAGCAUCGAAGGCGAAGAAGACGCUAUUCAAAAUAGAUACUUGUGCUUGAUUUUGUUUCUGCGCUGAUUAGCUUUGUUAAAAAUGCAGCUGAUCUGGAAAUGUUAAAAAAUAGUUACUGUCAACUCAAUUUCCACAAUCAAU